GGUAUCGCAUUCUUUUGUGAAAAUUGUUACAUUCUGGCAGCGCAAAAGUGUUCCACUUUCUACCCUCUAUAAAAUGAUGGUGUGGCAAUGUCACACCGCAAAACAGCUGAUUUUGAUUGUUUAUUAUUUUUUCACAAGAACGCUGAAAAAAAUUUAAGCCGAAAAAACGAUGAAAUGGAAGCAGUAAUUGGAUUGAGUGAAUUAUUAGACGAAUUGCUAGAUUCGUCUUCAUCAUCGGAAGAAGAGAUUGAGGCGGUUCUUUUAAGAAGAAACCCUUAUCCACGCGUGCAAGACUUCAUAGUAAAUGUUGUUCACUCCUACACCGAGUUGGAGUUCAAAACAAACUUCCGCAUUACCCGCGGCAGUGCAGAAUAUCUCGUGGCAAGGUAUUCCUCUAGCAGAUGGUAUGUAAAAAGGAGCUACAAGGGAGGCAGACUGCAAUCUACAGCGGAAACUCAUAUGCUUUCUUUUUUGUGGAA
Molecule: messenger RNA, 479 nt
Organism: Rhagoletis zephyria (snowberry fruit fly)
Lineage: Eukaryota; Metazoa; Arthropoda; Insecta; Diptera; Tephritidae
Source: RefSeq, a predicted model, not a curated record